This is a messenger RNA of Varroa destructor (honeybee mite), 750 nucleotides long. RefSeq lists its product as uncharacterized. Lineage: Eukaryota; Metazoa; Arthropoda; Arachnida; Mesostigmata; Varroidae. The record is from RefSeq and is a predicted model, not a curated record.
AUGAAUCGAAUUCAGUAUCAUGGCGGUGGAAGACCUGAUGGCAGAGCUAGACGGGAGCAUUGGAUUCACCGCCGUCUGCAGGAGAUAAUUUCUCGACAACAAGAGCAAAGCAGAUUGGGCGAUUAUCUGCCCUUUGAGGCCCAGUUAAAUCCGAAAAACUCGCAGCUGAUUCGGAAACUUAUCUACACAGACAAAUCAACAGGUGGUACCCGGUGGAAGGAGUUCGACGCACCGGAUAAUAUUUCCGACGAAGAAGCUUCGACUAUCGAGACAUCUCCUUUUAGCCUGAUGAACACUGAGACAAUGAUUCUAGGCGGGGCCUUCCAGUCGCAGUGGAAUUUCCAAACAAGAUCUGUACCCCUCACGCGUAUCGUGGAGGGUGAUGUCUCUAUAGGAAGUAACCUACAAACCGUCGGUCCCAAUCGACAGGACAACGGCGAAACGUGCGGCAAUUCAAGGCCAAGCUUUGCUUCGUUGGAUGAAAGAUCUUACUCACCGACCUUCCCGGGUUCGAAUACUCUUGACCAUGAGCUUGAUCAGUCGAACGCCACUUGGCUAGAAGGUGAUCCGUGUGAGAGGGCUGGCAUUUCAGUGGAUUUAUCGACACACUGUCCAUUGAGUUCACCACCUGUCAGCGCAUUCAACAUUGAUCGAGCAGAUAUCUUCAACACAUGGCCCCAGCAGGUGUUGAACAAAGAAAGCAAUCAAGGAAACCAUGUGUUUCUUUCACUUCCGACUACAUCUACAUAG